This is a messenger RNA of Vitrella brassicaformis, 4667 nucleotides long. The record is from the annotation of a GenBank genome assembly. NCBI's taxonomy places the organism in Eukaryota, Vitrellaceae.
CACUCGCCCACAGCAAGGGGCCGCGGUGCUGAAACACCCUGCGCUGCACUGAGAUGGAGAGGAGGGGAGGAGGGGGAAUGGAGUGCUGACAAAGACCACAGGCGCCGCCCCUCUCCAGGCUCUAUAUUACUCAAUCAAUGGCAGCCUCGAGGCUCCCAUCACUGCUGGCACUCGCUCUGCUUUCUGCUGCGUCUGCUGCCGCCCUGGAGCACCGCCAUUUGGUCACGAACGAGGAGAUUCUCGCUGGUGCUUUUCACGAUGCCGAGAAGGACGUGGUGGAGCAGUGCGGCGAAGACGAGUGCUGCUGUGUGGGCCCGUCACGGGCCUGCUGGGGCGUCUGCGGCCGAGAAAUCAACUCAGGUGAGUGAGUGAGGGAGAGAAGCCCGAUGAAAGACGAUGGAGUGCGGAAUGUGCUGUCGUCUGUGCGAGCAGGUGAGAUAAUGACCCGCCAGAGCUUCUUCUACGGCCGUUUCGAGGCCACCUUUCGCGCCGCUGGUGCGCCGGGCACACUGUCGACGAUCUUUCUGCUGUGGCCGCCGUCGAACCUGGAGGAGGGCUCCCAGUGGAAAGAAAUCGACAUCACCAUCAUGGGCAAAGGCGGCGGCGAGGAGCUGCACACCAACGUCGUCACGGGCAGCGCCUGGAGCGGCGACUUCGACAACUCCCUUGAGAUCCACAAGCAGGACCCGCCACUGGCAGACGAGAGCAGCGGCGACGGCGGCUUCCACAACUACACUGUCGAGUGGACGCCCGAGCGUCUGCGGUGGAUGGUGGACGACCAGCUGGUGCGGGAGGUGGAGGGCGACGUGGUGGAGAAGCUGGACCAGCCCAUGCACCUGCACUUCUCUCUCUGGGCCGUCAAGAAGGAACUCGCCGAGUGGGCCGGGGAGUUCUCUGCGGCCAACCUGCCACUGGAAAACGGUGAGCAUAGAGAAAUGCGCGGCCUGGAGAGAUUUCCUUUUCUGUCCACACGCAGAGUACAGGAGUGUGCGGAUCUUCAGCUAUGAUCCCGAGUCGUCGUCUUUCUCUCACGAGUGGACGGAUGACUUCAGCACCUUCAAUGACGAGCGAUGGGUGCGGCGGACGCACACCUUUCACGUCAAUCGGGCGCACUUCACUGCCGACGCCGUCACUGUCGACGGCGGCUCUCUUACGAUCGGCAUGAACGAGAUCGAUGGACUGGAACAUGUGCUCACAGAAGACGAAAUCGACAAGAGUGAGUCAGGACACACAGGCGAGAACCACCACCAGUAUCCGACCAUCCGUUUGGUCCGUCACGUGUGUCAGUUCUGGACACCUACGACUGCUUUGAGGAGGACACCGAUUUCGAUAUCAAGCCCCUGGCGGAUCACGACCCCCUGGGGGCUUCCGAGGCCUCGCCCCUCUCAUGCGCCAAGACUUGCCUGUCCACAUCUGGAUGCGAGUCGUGGUCACAAGGGCCGUGGGGGUGCUUCCUCAAAGGAGAUGUCCCCGCCGACGCACAGCGUGUCAAGCGGGACAACUACGUGUCGGGGCUCAGGAGGUGUCACGACGACGAUGCCGAUGACCAGACCGGCGUAACGACCACAGAUGUGACAGAAGAAUCGGCGGCCAAGUUCUCCCUCCCCGAUUCGUGUUUCGAGAAGGGCCUCGUGUACGAGGGCGGCGACCUCCCGCUGCCCGCCAACAUGACCGCCGUCGUGUCCAGCAAGGAGCAGUGCGCCGAGGCCUGCCACCUCAUCAAGGAAUGCGUCGCAUUCACGUUCGUCCAGACCGACGACGAGAGCGACCAGCCGGAGUGCUCGGUGCACGACGAGACGGCGAGUGAGAAGAAGGUCAACCUGGCUGGCACGGGCGUGUCUGGGCGGAUGGCGUGCGGGGGCGAGGGCGAUGAAGGUGAGGAAGGGGUGUUGGAGAUUGAUAGCGGUCCUGAACAGGUGGAGCUGCUGUCCUUGAGGGUGCUCGAUUUGGACUUUGGAAAGGUCACCACGGUGAGCCGAGAUGCAUGGAUGGAUGGAUGGAUCAAGAAAUGUGUCGCUCGUGUGUGUCUUUCUGGUCAGCAUGUGAGGAAUCGCAAGGCGGCCGAGAGCCGGCUGCGCAAGACGCUGAGUGAGUCCUUCGGUGUGGGUCAAAAGGAGGUGGAGAUAUUCAGGCUCGUCGAAGGAUCGGUCAUCGUGCUCUUCAGGUGACCCGGACACGCACGCGCGGAGAGAGGAGCAUUCGGCAAAGCUGCAUUGAUUUGUGUAUUCAGGAUCGGCAGCAACGCCCCUACAGCCCUGUCCGAGACGUGGUUCAAGCUGAUGCAGGACCCCUCGUCCCCGGUCAACCGCGACUUCAUCAUCGACCCGUCCUACCCACCCACGUCAUUCGUCCUGCUCACACCCACGCCCUCCCCAUCCACACCGCCCCCAGAGCUGGAAGAGCCGUCAGCCGCCGACAACGCAUCGUCGACACUCACCAGCUCGAACGAUCUGCAGCUGAAGCCGCCUUCAAAUGAAGAUGAGAGCCCGGAGGCGCCGUCAACAGAGGAGGGGGGAGGGGAGGGCGGGACGAAUGGUGACACAGAUGGCGGUGCUGAUGGUGAGAAAGAAGGCGGGAUGGGUCUGGGGCUCAUCACUACCGAGGGGGAGAUCUCGCCGACGAUGCGGUGGGUGCUGAUCGGGGGCGGCGUACUGCUCUUCUGGAUCGUCCUGGCGUCGUGCAUCUGGUUCGUCUACCUCCGGUGCAUGUGGUGGCGGCGGGCACUGGCUACAAGUGUGCGAACGUACUACCAGACCAACCAGAGGAUCAAAACCCGCCAGCAGAUGGCCGCCACACACGCACACACACACCGGAGCGGCCACGGACGCACCCCCAAGAAGACGCGCACCCACCACACCAGCUCUCACUCCACCAACCUGGGCCACGCCUCUGUGUCGUCCAUCUCAUCCACCCCGCCAUCAGCCACAUGGUCCCCCUUCCCACAGACCCUGUCCGACGACGGCAGCAUGACCCCUCCCCUGCAACGCCCCCCUCCCUCCUCGCCAAUGCACCCCUCCUCACACGACCCCCGCAACAGCCCGGCAGCGGGCAGGGGGGUCGGGCACAACGACCUCUUCCCUUCGGAUGAGGGCGAUGAGCACGUGGCCGACGUCACCCCGGCCGAGAGGGGGCGUCCGACGGAUAAUGGUGGAGAGGCUGGGUACGGCCCCACACCGAGAAGCGUCGCGGACCGCACGCGGCGGGCGAGAGGUGACGAUGGUGAUGGUGUGGGUGGUGUGGAGGCUGUGGGGUUCCCCGAUCCGGCUCCGUCGUCGACGAGGGCGGAUCAGGAAGGGCUUGUGGAGUACCAGCCGGCGAGGAUGCCCUCGGUUUGAUGAUGCGAUCGAUGACGGGAGGGGUGGUUGCGGCGCAGGAGUUUCUUUGCUUUGUUGUCGUGGUAUGAGUCCAUGGAUGGAUGGAUGGAUGGAUAGAAGGAGGUGUGGGGGAUUUUUCUCUUUUUGUUUGACGGAUGGCCGCUGGUGCGGACAAACACGAAGGUCGGGUGUGGUGUGUGGUUGCGGCUGUUGAUGGUUUGUGGUUGGUUGAUGUGACAGUGAGUGAAGUCUUUCACCCACGCGCUCGCUCGCCCCUCUGUCGUGCUGAUGUUUGGUCAACGCUGCAUGUGCAUGUGCGUGCAGGCCUCCUUCGUGGCUCCAUGUCUCCAUGUCUCCAGGUGUGUGCAGAUGGAUGGAUGGAUGGAUGGGUGCUGCCAUUACACUUAGGGCGUGGCGCGGCGUGGCCCUAUGCAAACAUGCAGUCGCUUGUGUUUUUUGAGCUCUGGUGGCUGCUGACAUUGUCGAUUGGUGCAUGUGGUGUCUGCAACCAACUGCAUCCACGGAUCGGAUCGGAUGGCUUUUGUACGUAUGUGUGUAUGUGCAGGGGGCGUGGUGUUUUGUCCGAGUGCAUAAGGAGGGCCCGAUGUGUGUGUACAGGUAGCAUCUUCCUUCCAUUUGCGCAUCGAUGUGAGUGUGUGUACGAAAGAGACGUACACAAAGGGAUCAUCACAUAUAUACGUACGUACAUACGACACAUCCAUAACGGUGCGGUGUGUGUGAUUCAUUCAUUGAUGUCAUUGAUGUGUGGCGCGUGUGUGUGUGGAUGCGACGAGGUAGGUCCUAUCAAAAUACGUGUGGAUAUUCCUUCCAUCUCCAUCCGAUACUUCCUGUCUAAUCCUUCCUCCUCCUGCUGCGCUUUGACUCACUCUUACAUUGCUCAUACACACACACAUACAUACACACAUACGUACAUACGUACACACGUACACACAUAAUCGUCUAUCAACGAUCGGUCGGUCUUUGUAUCCAUUCUAUACACUCUCCCUCUCUCUCUCUCUCUCUAAUAAUUCACCCUCGAUUGCAUCAUGUUGAUUGAAAGUGGCGGAUCUGCGAUUGAUAAGGCUGGCCCACCACCCCACAAAAAUGCGAUGCUAGCGUGUCCUUAGUCGCCCUGGAUGCGCCUCUUUCUCUCUCUGUCGGUGAGUAAGACUGUGAAUGAAUGAAUGCGGGUGUUUCGUGCAUUGCUGCUGUGUGCUGGGACCGGCUGCCACAUGAAUGGAUGGAUGGAUGGAUGCGUUGAUGGGUGGACGUCGGCCGACCUUUUGUCUCUCCCUCUCUGUGUACUCCUACACUUGCCUACACUUGAGUGCUCGUUCUGAUGAGCGACCAAUA